This is a messenger RNA of Cajanus cajan (pigeon pea), 1286 nucleotides long. Its product is annotated as calcineurin B-like protein 3. Gene Ontology annotation, biological process: calcium-mediated signaling. The record is from RefSeq and is a predicted model, not a curated record. Gene Ontology annotation, molecular function: calcium ion binding; kinase binding. Lineage: Eukaryota; Viridiplantae; Streptophyta; Magnoliopsida; Fabales; Fabaceae.
AUGUGAAGAGGUCGUUGUGGGUUGUACUCUAUCUGUCAUCGACCCAUAUCACUUUCGUCACCUUCACAAAUAGAUUCGUCACAAUCAUCUUAAUUCCAGAAAUUCCAUUAAUUCAUAACCUAAGCCUUCACUACUCCGAACUCCAAUUUCUUCAACUGUUCCACACUCUUGCCCGAUCUUCUGCCUCCAAGAUCUUGCCAUUUGGGAUUGGUGACCUGGAGUUGGAAAUGGUUAAAAGUUAUGAAGUGCUCUGAUUUGCAAAAGAUAUCAUGUUGCAGUGCUUAGAGGGAUUUAAGCCUUUAUUUUCUUCCAUAUUAAGAUGUUGUGACCUGGAUAUAUAUAACCAGCCAAGAGGCCUUGAAGAUCCUGAACUUCUUGCUAGAGAGACAGUGUUCAGUGUAAGUGAAAUAGAAGCACUUUAUGAGCUCUUCAAAAAGAUCAGCAGUGCUGUAAUCGAUGAUGGGCUGAUUAACAAGGAAGAGUUUCAGUUGGCAUUGUUCAAGACAAAUAAAAAAGAAAGUUUGUUUGCAGAUCGGGUAUUUGAUUUAUUUGACACAAAGCACAAUGGUAUACUGGGUUUUGAAGAGUUUGCUCGUGCUCUCUCCGUUUUCCAUCCAAAUGCCCCUAUUGAUGAUAAGAUUGAAUUUUCGUUUCAACUGUAUGAUCUCAAGCAGCAGGGUUUUAUUGAAAGGCAAGAGGUGAAGCAAAUGGUAGUUGCCACACUUGCUGAAUCUGGCAUGAACCUAUCAGAUGAUGUUAUAGAGAGUAUAAUUGACAAGACCUUUGAGGAAGCAGAUACAAAGCAUGAUGGCAAGAUUGACAAGGAAGAGUGGAGAAACCUUGUUUUGCGCCAUCCAUCACUUUUGAAGAACAUGACCCUUCAAUAUCUCAAGGACAUCACCACAACAUUCCCAAGCUUUGUAUUCCAUUCACAAGUAGACGAUACUUGAAGAUAAUUUCUGCUAUGGUUUCUUCCUUUGGGCAGCAGGGCCACCUCUUGUGUAGAAAAGGGCAUGGCAGAUAGCCUUGCUUACCUUACAUUGGUUAUAUCUUUGAAUAAUACAUUUUGUUUUGUGGAUUCAUUUGCUGGGUUUCACUUUCUCAUUUUUUCUUCAAACUUCCAGACACACGUUUGGUUCCCAUUUUUCAAAACUAGGAUUUCAAAAGCAAGAUGGAAGGUUGUGUAAAGUUUGUUUCAAAUUGUGGGUUAUGAUAUAUUGGUUGAUAAUGAUAGUCAAGAUUUCAAAAUAUUUGGAAAUUAUUUAUAGUUUAUUUUUCCUUUCCCA